GACAGAGCAGGCAACAUGUCGCCAAGUCACGAUCCACUAAUACUGGUUCGCCAAGACGAUUCCUUCCUUCCUUUCACUCCUCGCUGAGAAGCAUUGAGUAUAUAUUGAAGCCGUUUGCGCAUUUGAAUGAUCAGAUCCCAACUUCAACGAGAUCUCCAAGCUGAUCUCGGCCUUGACUUCAUCACCAUGCGUCUCGCUUUUUUUCCACUCUGCGCCUCUGUGGCAGUAUGUUUCUCCAUGCCGGACCUCAAAGGCCCUCUCAAGGUCGGCGUGACCUCCUUCGAGCUCACUGAUUUCAGUCGCUCUGACCCACUUGCCCCGGAUGUUCGACCUCGCAAGCUUCCCAUCUCGGUCUGGUACCCCGUCUCCAACGACGCACCCGAGAACUACGAGCUGUCGCCCAUGUUCACACCCGCAUUCCAAGCAUAUAUCGACCCCAUCUACCUCGUCCCCGACGGCACCUCCGGCACUAUCAUCUCCGGCGCAUACCGCGACGCCCCGCUAUCUUCCGCAAACUCCAACGGCCGCGUGCUCUUCUUCUCCCCUGGCUACGCGCUGCACACCGUCGAAUUCAGCACCUCGCUGUCCAACCUCGCCUCACACGGCUACAUCGUCGUUGGCACCGCGCACCCCUUCGACGCCAACUUCAUCGACUACGAGGACGGGACGUCGGUCACCAACGAGGGCGAGAACGCCACCCCUGCCGACUGGGGCGACUCCGAGUACGUGGCGCUGCGGGCCGCUGACAUGGCGUUCAUAGCGGCCCAGCUGACGACGAACGCCACGGCCGCGAGCCUCAUCCCCGGCGUGGAGGGGCCGCUCCCCAGGGACCAGGUUGGCAUCUUCGGGCAUAGCUACGGCGGGUCGGCGGCGGCGCAGAGCAUCGUCGAGGACCAGGGGCUGUUCAGGUGCGGGCUGAACCAGGAUGGUGGGAUCUACGCGCCGGCGAACGAGACCGGGGUGGGCGUGCCGUUCCUGAACGUGGCGAGGAAUCUUACGGUCGAUUACACGUGGGAGCCGUUUGGGGAGCUCUCUACGGGGUGGUAUGAGACGGUUGGGAUAUUUGGCACGCUGCAUAUGGCGUUUUUGGACUUUUUGUACAUCCAGCAGGUGUGGUAUGAGCAGGGCUUGGUGAGUGAUGAUUACAUCACUUGGGCUGGAACUGUUGAAGGGUCGAGGAUGCUGGAUAUUUUGGACGUUGUUAUGACAGACUUCUUUGAUGGGUGCUUUGGUGGAGAGGGAUAUGGUGUGUUGGAGGGACCUCAUGAUGUUUGGCCUGAGAUCAGGUUUGAUGGGGUUGUGGAGGGCUGA
Diaporthe batatas is the source of this 1311-nucleotide messenger RNA. RefSeq lists its product as uncharacterized. The transcript has a single exon. Lineage: Eukaryota; Fungi; Ascomycota; Sordariomycetes; Diaporthales; Diaporthaceae. The record is from RefSeq and is a predicted model, not a curated record. Gene Ontology annotation, molecular function: 1-alkyl-2-acetylglycerophosphocholine esterase activity. Bases 127 to 1311 code for a protein of 394 amino acids.